Messenger RNA from Cicer arietinum (chickpea), 884 nucleotides. RefSeq lists its product as uncharacterized. The record is from RefSeq and is a predicted model, not a curated record. NCBI's taxonomy places the organism in Eukaryota, Viridiplantae, Streptophyta, Magnoliopsida, Fabales, Fabaceae.
AGCGGUUUAACAUUUGACCCGACAGCAUCGAAAACGAACAUACCUUAAAAGCCGACCUCGACGGCUUAGUUUCACUUUUCAGAUCUCCCUUUUCCUCACGCCUUUGCACUGCUUUCAUUUCCAGUUUCAGGAUUUUAGUUUAAGAAGAUAUGGCAGAGUCAAAACCUGGAUUGAGAAAGCCAGUGUUCACUAAGGUUGAGCAGCUUCGCCCGGGGACUAGUGGCCACACUCUAACUGUGAAGGUUGUGAGUACUAAGAUGGUGAUGCAGAAGGGUCGUCCCGAUGGUCCUCAACCUCGUCAAAUGCGAAUUGCUGAAUCUUUGGUGGGUGAUGAGACAGGGAUGAUUAUAUUUACCGCCCGAAAUGAUCAAGUGGAUCUGAUGAAAGAGGGCUCUACUGUCAUUUUGCGAAACGCUAAAAUUGACAUGUUUAAAGGAUCAAUGAGGCUUGCCGUGGACAAAUGGGGUCGUGUCGAAGUCACAGAACCCGCUGAUUGCACCGUUAAGGAAGACAAUAACCUUUCCCUUAUCGAAUAUGAACUGGUUAAUGUUGUUGAGUAACUUGUUGGAAUAAUUUGCAACUUCUAAUGUGUUAUAAUGAAGAAUAAAACAAAUCCAGCAACUAGGAAUAGAGAUUUGGAAGCAGUAGUACCAAAGAGUUAAUUUCUUCCAGCUGAAUCAGUGGUUCUUAUACCACUGAAACAGACAUGUUGUGAUGAUGAUGAUGUGCACUGCAUUAAAUGAAAGAUAAGGAAAUUUGCUUCCAAAUCUUGCUUUUUGUUUUGCUAUCUUUUAAUUAUGGAUUUUGUGCAUCUUUGCUACCUUUAGAUUAUAUGUACCAGAUUAUAUUAUAUGUGGAAGACAAGCCUUUUAUAGUUGAUGUAA